Xyrauchen texanus (razorback sucker) is the source of this 9890-nucleotide messenger RNA. RefSeq names its product unconventional myosin-XVI-like. The coding region runs from base 180 to 5912 and encodes 1910 amino acids. Gene Ontology annotation, molecular function: actin filament binding; ATP binding; protein phosphatase binding. Lineage: Eukaryota; Metazoa; Chordata; Actinopteri; Cypriniformes; Catostomidae. Gene Ontology annotation, cellular component: nucleoplasm; myosin complex; perinuclear region of cytoplasm. Gene Ontology annotation, biological process: neuron projection morphogenesis; negative regulation of G1/S transition of mitotic cell cycle; phosphatidylinositol 3-kinase/protein kinase B signal transduction. The transcript is spliced from 35 exons. The record is from RefSeq and is a predicted model, not a curated record.
UUGCCAGUCAUUCACCACUCUUCCUUUACUACAACCACUAGCGUCUCUGCAACCCAAUCGUUCUGCAUAAUGCAUAGGGAGAUAAACCGAAUACCAGUGGUUGGGCUCUGAAUUAUGUAUCCCAACCGUAACUACAGCACCGUACCGGAGAACUUGUAGCUUCGUGAUCAGCGGAGAAAAUGUCACACUAUCAUUUCAUCAAAUGCUGUUGUUUUCAGCUAUGUAAUGUGUUCAGGCAGAACAUGGAGAUAGACCAGUGUCUGCUUGAGUCUCUGCCAUUGGGCCAGCGCCAGAGGCUGGUCAGACGCAUGCGCUGUGAGCAAGUGCGGGUCUACUAUGAGCGGGAACAAUCGUUACAGAAGCAGAGCUUAUCCAAGCCUCGGUCCACUCUCCGCAAAAAACAAAGAAUCAGAUUUUCACUCUCAGAUGUCAUCCAGGACGCAAUCAUACGGCACGAUGACAAAGAGGUGCUGAAGCUGUUGAAGGAGGGAGCUGACCUGAACACAGUAAUUACCUCAGGAGGAUCUCUGCUCCAUCUGUGUGCCCGUCAUGACAAUGUGUUCGCAGCAGAGGUACUGAUAGAGAAAGGACUGAAUGUCAACCAGCAAGAUGAGGACCUCUGGACGGCCCUGCAUGUGGCCUGUGCCUGCGAUCAUGCCGAUAUGGUGCUACUGCUGCUGCUGGCUGGGGUAAAUGUGCUGCUCCAGGAUGUCAACGGGAACAUUCCACUUGACUAUGCCACAGAGGGGACGGAAACUAGCUACAUCCUCAUCAGACACCUGGAGGAGAAUGGUGUGGACAUGAGCUCUAUGCAUCAGAUGAAGACGCAGCGUUCAUCCACCAUGCUGUCUGACAUGAGGCUGCUGCUCAGUAGUGGUGGCAGUGUCAACCAAAGGAAUGAUGAUGGGGUCACGUUGCUCCACAUUGCCUGUGCCAGUGGUUAUAAGGAUGUGGUGUCUAUGUUGCUGGAGAACGGGGCAGAUGUCCAGGUCUCUGACAACAGCUACUGGACACCCUUACACCUUGCUGCCAAAUAUGGGCAGACCCACAUUGUGCGCCAGCUGUUGAAGCACAAAGCAGAUCCAACUCUUCUGAAUUGCAACCAGGACAAACCCUUAGACAUUGCUGGCACUGAGCAGAUUGCAGAGAUGCUUCUGAGAGCAGAGGAAUUCUGGGUACUGAGACAGACAGAUCUCUCCGCCCCACCUCCCCAAUCAGAUGAGCACUGCAUGGACAACCAGGACAGCAACCUCCCUGUCAGAAAACUGGCCACAAUGGCUAUACCAAUUUCCAGGAGGGACAGUCUGCUAGAGAAGGAGGCUAUGUUCAGGGACUCAGGAGGAGCAUUGACCAGGCAACCAUCACUUGAUAAUGGUUUGGAUGGAGUGUUCCCCAGCGCUGCUGGAAAACUUGAGCAGGUAAAACUUAUGCCUCCUGCCCCUAAUGAUGACCUGGCAUCCCUCAGUGAGCUCACCGACAGCAGUCUGCUCUACGAGAUGCAGAAGCGCUUCGCCAAUAACCAAAUAUAUACCUACAUUGGACACAUUCUUCUUCUCAUUAACCCAUACAAGGACCUGCCUGUCUACUCUAAUCUCGUGAGUCAGUUGUAUCUGAGCUCAAGUGGUCGUCUCUGUUCGUCUCUCCCGCCUCACAUCUUCUCUUCAGCUGAGCGUGCUUAUCACAUGAUGCUGCAGGAGCGACGGCCGCAGUGUUUCAUCAUCAGUGGAGAGAGUGGUUCUGGGAAGUCUGUGGCCUGUAAGCACAUCCUGAAACACCUGGCUACUCGAUCAAGUCCCAAAAGCUUCGCUUUAGAGCCACGGAUGAAGCAUGUGAAUGCCAUAUUGGAAGCAUUUGGCCAUGCUAAAACUCAGAUGAACUCCUCAGCAAACCGUGUUAUAAAGCUUGUCUCAUUGCAGUACUGUGAAAAGAGAAAGACUCUACUCAGAGCGCGUCUGUACACAUAUAUGCUGGAGAAGUCAAGGGUCAUCUCUAUGCCGCAACAUCAGCAGAACUUUAACAUUUUCUACCUGAUGGCUGAGGGACUUUCAGUAGAGGAGAAGAGUAAUCUAUAUCUCAACAAUAUCCUAGCCCACAGGUGUCUGAAUACAGCAGCUCCAGGUGAAACUCCUGCAGUAGCUACUGCAUGUCCUCAGAGCAAAGAGAAGCUGUCAGCCCUUAAACAAGCGCUGCGUGCUCUAGGCUUCAACAGACUGGAGGUGGAGAAUUUUUUGGUGGUUCUCUCUGCUCUUCUGCACCUGGGAGAUCUGCGCUUCACUGCCCUAACAGACGCUGACACUGCGUUUGUGUCCGACUUGCAGCUGCUAGAUAGAGUUGCUGGAAUGUUGCAGGUGAACUCUGAGGAUCUAGGCUCUGCCCUCACCUCUGAUGUGCAAUAUUUUACAGGUGAUGUCAUAACAAGGCGCCAUACGGUGGAAAUGUCUAACCAUCACAGAGACCUCCUAGCCAAAGCUCUCUAUGGACGACUCUUCAGCUUCUUGGUCAAUAGCAUCAACUUUUACCUCCAAGGUCAAGAAGAAAGCAAUGGAGAUCCUGCCAUUGAGAUAAGCAUCCUGGACAUCUCUGGCUUUGAGGAAUUCCAAAGGAAUGCUUAUGAACAGAUGUGCAUUAACAUGGUGAAUGAACGGAUCAGGCAGUACACCACAGAGGUGCUCUUCCUACAAGAGCAGCAGGAAUGUCUGCAGGAGGGAGUUGCCAUGGAGACGCUACGCUCCCUCGGCAACCAGCCAGCGUUACUGGACUUCUUCUUCCAGAAGCCUCAGGGAGUGCUGUGUAUCAUUGACGAAGAGAGUCAAUCCCUCCGGCCAUGUGAAGUGAACCUUUAUAAGCGGCUUCAGACACAGCUGGAUUCCUCCUGCAUGGAUGCUGUCUCCCUCUCAACAAAAGAUGGCAACGGGAACCCCCCACCCAAAGACCAAGGGCCGUCAUUUACUGUCACUCACUACACUGGCAAGACGAACUAUGACCUGACUGGCUCGUUGGACAGGAACAGGGAUGUUCUGCCACAAAACAUCUUGUUUGUUAUGAAAUCUAGUGAGAACGUGCUCAUCCAUCAAAUGUUCCAGUGUAAGCUGACUCAGACGGGCUCCCUGGUUCCCCAGCACCAGCGGAUGAGGCUUCGUGGGCCCAAAGGCACUAUGCUUAACAAGAGUGCCACACUUACUCCUGCCAGAGACGCCAAGAAAUAUGUGGAACUGAACAAGCUUCUGAAGAAAAAGGGAUCGAUGUCCUUCCUGCAGAGACUGGAACGCUGUGGACCGGUUACUGUGGCUGUGCAGCUCAGGAACUCUCUGUCUGAGAUCACCAGUAAGCUGCAAGCGUGUACCCCCCACUUCAUUCAGUGCGUGAGGCCUAAUAGCACCAGCAAGCCUGAUGUGUUUGACAGCUUUCAUGUGUCCUCUCAGCUUCAGUAUGUGGGGGUUCUGGAGAUGGUCCGCAUGAUCCGCUAUGGAUACCCGGUCAGACUGUCUUUCAUCAGCUUCCUGAGCAGAUAUAGAGAGCUGGUGGACACCAUCCUCAUAGACAGGAAAAAGGUGUCUGCAGAGGAGAAGUGCCGCCACAUUCUGCAGCAUUGCAAACUCCAGGGCUGGCAGAUGGGCAACAGUAAGGUGUUCUUGCGAUACUGGCAGGCUGAUCACCUUAAUGACCGCUGCCAUCAACUGCACAGGAAGAUCAUUAUCUGUCAGAAAGUGGUGCGCGGUUGGUUGGCCAGACAGCAUGCGCGGCGCAGACUUGCAUCUCAGCAGCAGGAUCACUGCGGCGUUCAGCGCUUCCUACAAGGAGCAGAGGACUUGGGAAUGUGCGCUUACGACAGCAUGGUUAUCCAGAAUGCAGCCGAUAUCGCACGAGAGAACGACCGCCUCCGGGGUCACAUCAGUGCUCCACCGCUGGGCGAGCGGCCAGAGCCUGUGGGCAAAGAGGAGGACUCGCCUAAGAGGGUUGUUGAAAAAAGUGUGAGGGUUAACGAUGUGGCAGGCCGUGGAGGUAACCGACCAGUCCGGCAUUUCCGCUCCAGUUCUGUGCCUCUCCCCCUGGUAAUGGACAGCUUGGUACAUUCCAGCAUUGGGGCAUCAAUCAAAGCAGCCCUUCAGCCUGCGCCACAGUCCACUGAGGAGGGUAGUGGGGGAAGCCUUUCCUCCCCACGAAAACAACCUCCUCCCAAACCCAAACGAGACCCCAAUACUCGUCUGAGCGCAUCGUAUGAGGCAGUAAGUGCAGGGCUGAGUAUCGCUCCCAAGGACAGCCCUGCUGAGGGUCAGGCCUCUCCCUCUGGAAGUCCACCUAAAACCCAGGUCUCGCCUUCUGAUUCUCUCUCCAAGCCACGCCCUCACAGUGAUGACUACAGCACCAUGAAGAAAAUCCCACCCCCUAAGCCCAAACGCAGCCCUAAUACUAAGCUGACUGGCUCCUACGAGGAGAUCUCAGUACCCUCCCCUGUACGCCCCACAGACAUGAAGCUGUUCAGCCUGGCACGAGGGGGCCAUUGCUUAGGCCUCAUCCAGCGUGCAGCAUCUGUGGACGGCCCCCACUCUUCUGUACUAAGCCUUUACCCUUGCCAGGAUGAGGAGGAUGUGUAUAUUGAGAUGGUGGGGGCCUCACGGGCCCUCUGCCUGGCUGACUCAGCCAGCCCAGACCUGGGUGAGGCUGUAUACGAGGAAAUGAAGUACUUCCAAUCUGACGAGGUGGGCUCAGCUCCGGUUGUCAAACCUGAAACUGCCCAUUCAACUCCUGGACCUGUCCCAGUGCUGGAACCCAAGAGGCCUGUGACCUUGAUCGACCACCCUAGCACACUCGGAUGCAAACAGCUCUGCAAGGAUGGGACAACAUGUGAUAUUCCAGCUCCUUUCCCCAACCUCCUUCAACACCGACCCCCACUUCUGGUCUUCCCUCCAUCCCCUGUAACAUGCUCACCUGCCUCGGACGAGUCCCCGCUCACCCCUCUGGAGGUGAAAAAGCUCCCGGUGUUUGAGACCAACCUUAACUACAGCAACCAGGAUGGAGGAAGUCCACUCUCGCCCCAGUACGCCCGCCAAAGGGCCGACUCCUCCCCCAGUCUGUCCGUCUUAAUGCCAGACAAGUCUACACUGCCCUUGACUCCUCCCCCUCCGCCCCCUCUGGCAGAACUCCCACCUCCCUACCGCCCCCCUUCUCACUUCCCCUUCCCCCCAGAGCCGAACUUCCAGGCCCUGAACCGUGCAGCAUCUGUGGCUAGCACCGAUUCCCCCAAAGUUGCUCAUAAAAUGGGGCACGGUCUGGCAGAGACGCCUCCAAGCAGUGCUAAGCCUCCCUACUCCCCAGUGAAAUCCUCACGGCCAGAACCACGCAGAGCUCACUCCUGUUCCUCCUCUCCACUGCUCUUUAACCCUGCCAAUGGGAGAGCCCUCACCAGCCCCCUAGAUGAGCUCAACACAAUCUUCAGCUCAGGGCGCAGCCUGCUCCGCAAGUCUACCACUGGAAGAAAAAUGCGAGACAGUGGACUCUCAAAUUCCAACAUAAACCUACCAGGGCGAGAGGAUCAAGGCCCCACCUCCCCAUCACCACAGUUACAGGACAAAAAUGCCAACAACCACACCUCUCCCAACUCUUCUAGCCCCGCCCCAAUUGAGAAUGGCAACCAGAUCUCCAAUGGGACGCUGGAAGAUGAGGGACAUCCAAAGUCAAACCCAUCCAGUACCUCAACGUUACAUAGGCACAUGGACAGCCAUCACACUCAGGUGAUCCAGAGGACGCAUAUGUGUGGAGAUCAGCGGGCCACUCUGCAGGAUUUAUUGCAAUGGCGGAGAAGUGUUUGUGAUGGUCGAUCAGACUGGCAGAACGCUUGGCUCCACACAAAGCCCUCACCCAUCCUAACAGUGAAGAACAAGAGUCCCAUGACAAAGAAAGCAUCGCCCUAGAGAUUGUGGUCUUCCUGAGUCAAACCUCACUUUUUCUGACCCUAUUCCUUAGGUCUGAUUGUCCUUUUUAAGUUAAAGAAAUGCCCAUCACAUAGGGAUGAAAGCAGGGCCGGACUCCGAGCUCAGGUGUGAGGGGUAUCAAUGGAGGUGGUAGUUGGACAUCCUAUCCCCUCGUUUUUUUCCUUUUAUCUUUUUUAUCUUUACCUCUUUUGAAAGAACAAAUAGAUCUAUGGAAAUAAAAUUGUUCCACACCUUUCUCUCCAACUAAUGUCCAACUGGGACAAAAUAACAUGAAGCCCCAAAGACUACUGAGCCCAAACCUUGAGAGAGAAAAAUUAAUCACUGGGCAGACACAAUGGGCAUGACUAUGAUGAAUCCCAUUCACAGUGUUCUAAAUGUUGCACUGUUUGGAAGAUGUGGAGAUCUGAUAAAAUUGCCUUGAAUUGUAACACGUCAACGCUAAUCCUAGGGCUGUGCAAACAUAUCUCUACUUUGCUACUGUGUGCUAUAGUCUACAUUGUUGGCCAUAUUUUAUUUAGAAACUCUGGUGCUGGUCACUCCACGUGAGAUUGUUGCUGCCUGGGUUGGGUAAAAAGUGCAAGUUUUGGCUCAGUUCAAGCACUGCAAGUCACAUGGUUGUGGCAGACAUACUUAAUGUUUACAAGAAAAAAAAUCACCAUGUUGACCUCAGAGGUCUAGCUUUGUGAACCAAGUCCUUCUUCAAGUUCAGAGAAGCAGCUACACCUCAUGCUCUUUCAGGUGCUUUGGUAACCCUCCUCAGAUGCAACCAUCACACACAGGUUGUGACAUUAAAAAGAGGUCAGGGUUCAGGGAAAUUAAAAGGAACAACCCAGGCCCAUGACAUCUCCACCAGCUUCUGGAAUAUCUUCAUUGUUUUGUGUAAAGCUUUGCACUCUAGGCCUGUGUUUCUCAAUCCUUGUUCUGGAGGACCUCAGCAUUGCACAUUUUGGAAUGGAUGUCUCCUUUAUUUGAUACCCAGUUCAGGGGUCUUGUCUAAAAGGAUGCCUUGAUCAACGAAAGUCUCACAAUUCACAUUUACUGCUACUAAGGUUAGGGUUAGGUUUAGGAUUGGGCUAAAGUUAGGCGUAGGGUGAGAGUUAAAGUUAGGUUUAGGUUUAGAAGGUAGGGUUAGGAGUAGGUGUAGGGUUUCUGUGGGACUUCAAAUAAACACAAUAAACAGUGUUUAAAUGUUGCCCAACCCUAACAACAUCAAGAGGCAAUGUCCAUUUUCAAAGCUUUGUCAUGUACUGUUGGCAAACUGAAGAUACCUAAUUUAUUUACUGGUUAAAGAGCACAAAUAUCCAAAGACACUUGUAGAUGGACCAGUCAUUACCAAGGAUGGAUGUUACUGCCGUAAUUGCAGAGCUGUAAUCUGGCAACUCUACCACAUCUCCCAUGCCAAGGCUUUUUGGAAAUUGCCUCAAAGGUGCUUAUGUAAGAAUGCUCUCAGUUAUAUGGACUCUUGUGCAUUUCAGUAACUUGGUAGAUGACUAGUAUAAACAGACAAUCCGUCUCUCUCGACUUUCCACAUGUGCAAAGGAAUACAGAUGCCUCCAAACUGAUUUUUCAAGAGUUGACGGACGUUUUGUUUAUACAUACAAUGGGCACAUGCAGAUUUAUUACCUAGAUGGACUAAAGCAUAAAUAUUUUUGGACUUGGAAGCAGUUUCUGGCUUGCAGCAGGAGACCCUCUAUAAGCACAGCCUGAUGUACAGGCACUUUUCUGAGAAUAAACAGGACACAACAUGUACUGGUUGUCUUCAUUAUGACUGAAUAGAUUGGUAGUGUUCAGAUUGUGAAGGCAGAAUGUAAUAGGAGUAUGUUGACAUGUGUUUGUCUUUAUAAUGGAAAUAGAUUACUGAAUGUUCAACGAUAACUGCAAUUAUUACAGAAAGACUAAGGUGGUUAAAUUUAUAGUGCAGAUAUCAUUUUAGUUGUUUGUUCAUAAUGAACUCUUUACCUGUUCUCCAUACCCACAACACUGUAGUCAGUAUUAGAAAUGUUUAAAGAUGUUUAACAUGCUGUACAGAACGUUUGUGUUUGUGCAAGUAUGUUUGAGUUGCAUUUGGGCUCUGCAUUCCUUUUAGGCUUUAUUAUGUACCCAUUUAUACCUGCCUGCUUAUUCCGAGGUCAGUGUCCUGUCUUGCUGAAAAAAUUGUAUUUACAGUAUACAUCCCCAAAUUACACAACAAUGUUCCACCUUCCAAAAAGAGCCUAUUCAGCCCACUCUCUUCAGGACAACUGAUCCAAUACACUGUCAUGUCAAGGUCUUUGGUCAACAAUUGAAUGUACAUACAUUAUAAAUGCAUUUUAAUUGUUAAAAAAUUGGGAAAAGUUAUAAUGUUUUAAAUUUACUUGUUUUGUUUAAUGAUUGUAUUGAUGCCAUUUAUAAAUGUAAGUAAUUUAUUUUCAAUUCAGAAACAAGAUUUAAAAAUAAUUUCAUCAAAUAUUACAAAUAAUAUUUGAAGCCUACUUUUGUGAGGGAAAGACUAGGACCAGUAUUUCCUUCAGGAUUUUGUUGGCUACUGAACAUCCCCCUACCCCCCUAAUAACUGGCCUAACACUAGCAAUACUAUUUUCCCCAACAUGUUUUUGUUGUUUUUUUUUUUUUGUUUUUUUUUUUUUGUUUUGUUGUUGUUGUUGUUCUUGUUGUUUUUGAUGAUACUGUAUGUAUGUUCAACUACUCACUGUCCUAAGAAAAACUUAACAUGUGAACAGUCAGUGUAGUAUGAUUUAAGUCUUUCCUUGACAUUGCUAUCCAAAAUUACAUAUACCACAGUAACAGUCAUGAUUUAGACUGUUGGCCUUUCAGUUUGAUUGAUUAAUUAAAAAGAACCAUUUCAGUCAAGUGAUUUGUUUGUAAAUUGUUUGUUUUGCAUGCAGUCAGUGACAACAGCGAAACACAAUGUCCAUUCGAGUCCAGACUCUUUCUGGCUCCAUAAACCAUUAUACAUAAUUCUCAAAUCAACCUAAGGCUGCUAAGGCUUAUUUGUCAUAACUGUAUUUCAACAUUACUAUUAUGCUUCCCAAGUAAUGUGAAUAGUCCCUCCUUCCUCCAUUCCAUUGGAUGGUGGUUUAACCAUAUUUCACUGCUGUGGAGAUCAGAGACGCAUAAUAAAAAUCACUGUGCUUUUUAUAGUGCAGGCCAGUGCUAACAGAGACCGGAACACUUCUUGAGUUUGAUCCACAGUUUUAGGUCUCUCCACCUGAGUAACAACAGCAGCUGCUUUGCAUCACUACUGCUUAACAGGGUUACUAAUACUAGUAUCUGAAACAUUUAUUUAUUGAAAAAUCUUUAUUUUCUAAUGUAAAGUAUUGACUUGCCAUUGAUAUUAUAAAGCAAAAAGAGAAUAAAAAGAAUUGUGCAGUAAGGGCCCAUUUUUCUACUCUCUUACCGAAACGUAUCUUAAUGCAUGAGAACCUAUGAAGUCCAUGUCCAAUCUAGUCUGUUUCUCUGUGCUUAGCCUGUUACGUUGUUGAGAUGUAGUCAUCAUUCAAACAUUCUCUGUCUUACAUGGUGCUGUGAAACCAUCCAGAUCCCUCUCAGAACAUUUGAAAAUAUGACAACCUCCCCCCAUUCAAACACGGUCUAAUUUUAAUGGGCUUUUUGAUGGCAGAACUGAAACGACAGACAUGGUCUGGCCAAGAUUAAUGCAUAGAGAUCAUAGAGAACAUCUUCAUCUUUAAGACGAGAACAAACUCAUUUUGUUUCCAGUACUUGCUCAAACUGUAUAUGCUGAGCUAAACAAAAUAGUGAAUUCACAUGGCUGUUGCUGUCUUUUGUAGUUGAUGUGUUUGUUUUAAUUUUUUUCUUGCUUUAUGAUCUUUCUGUAAAUUAUAUAUAAAUAUGUGUAUUACUUCAAUACAUAUGUGUUCGUGGGCAAAGAAAAAAAUUAUGUCUUGGUACAUAUUUUGUCUUGAAAUGUUUUAUAAAAUUCCUGUACAGCAAUAAAGCACA